Rosa chinensis is the source of this 1946-nucleotide messenger RNA. Its product is annotated as protein IWS1 homolog 1. The transcript has 11 exons. Bases 98 to 1570 code for a protein of 490 amino acids. NCBI's taxonomy places the organism in Eukaryota, Viridiplantae, Streptophyta, Magnoliopsida, Rosales, Rosaceae. The record is from RefSeq and is a predicted model, not a curated record. Gene Ontology annotation, biological process: brassinosteroid mediated signaling pathway; regulation of DNA-templated transcription elongation.
UUUUGCUAUUAAUUUUUGGUCGCGAUCUCAUAUCACAGCGCGAAAAGGAGUGUUCUUAUCUAUCGGCGAAUCGAAGUUAGCAGCAUCCUCCGCAACCAUGCCUUACGAAGACGAUCCGUACCGCGACGAAGAUGGUGAGCCAUUGAUGAACCCGGACGACUUCGAUCGCGAGCCGUCGCCGGAGCCGCUCCUCCACGACGAUUUGGAGGACGAAGACACCGGCGAUUGGCGCGACCGGGAGCGGUCCCAGACGCCGGUGUACGACCCCGACGCGUCGUCCAAAUCCAGGCCGAGGAAGCGGCUGGUGAAGAAGGGCGGCGGCGGCGAGAGUCAGAAGGUGGUGGUGUUGAGAGAAGGGGAGGAGUGGCCGGACGAUAAGUUUCAUGAGUUGAUGCCGGAUAGUGAUGAGGAGGAACAGAGCAGGGCCAAGAGGUUGAAGAAGGAGAAGAGGCAUAAGGGGGAGAAGAGGGGGGUGAGAUUGCCGGGGAAAUCGUCUUCUGAUAAGGCCGAGGUCAAGGAGAUGUGGGACACCCUUACCCGCGGCGAUUCUGAGGAUGAUAAUGAGGGUCAAAGGAAUGUGGAUGAUGACAACUUUAUAGAUGACACUGGUGUACAUCCUUCUGAUCGGUAUGCAAGUGACAAUGACCGUUCUCCCAGUCAUCAUCCGCAGGCUGAAGAGGGUGAGGAAAAUGAAAUUGAUGAGCUUUUUAAGGUGGGUAAGAAAAAGAAGAAGAAUGAAAAAAGUCCAGCAGAAAUAGCAAUGGUAGUGGAGAAUAUCAUGGCUGAGCUCGAGGUUACAGCUGAAGAGGAUGCAGACCUUAACAGACAGGGGAAACCUGCCAUUAAUAAACUCAAAAAAGUUUCUCUUCUCACAGAGGUCCUCUCAAAGAAGCAGCUUCAACAAGAGUUCUUGGAUCAUGGAGUGCUAACUCUACUCAAGAAUUGGCUUGAACCUCUUCCAGAUGGAAGUUUACCAAAUAUAAACAUUCGAGCAGCGAUAUUGAAGAUUUUGACUGAUUACCCUCUUGAUCUAGAGCAGUAUGAUAGAAGAGAACAACUGAAGCGAAGUGGCCUUGGAAAGGUCAUUAUGUUUUUGUCAAAAUCUGAUGAAGAAACAACUUCCAACAGAAAACUUGCAAAGGAAUUGGUUGACAAAUGGAGUCGACCUUUAUUCAAUAAAAGUACAAGGUUUGAGGAUAUGAGAAAUAUUGAUGAGGAGAGAGUUCCCUUUAGAAGGCCAUCAGUGAAAAAGCCAGCGAGCAGUGGUUCAGGAAUGGAGUCUAGAGAUGGUGAUCUUGACUUGGAUGAGUUUUCAAGGGAAAGAAAAUCUGGGCAAUCAUCUUCUCGGCAACUUACUUCAAGGCCAGAAGCGACGCAAAUGGAUUUUCUGGUGCGCCCACAAUCUAAGAUUGAUCCUGAUGAAAUUAGAGCUCGCGGUAAGCAAGCAAUACAGGAUCAGCGGCGUAUGAAGAUGAACAAAAAGUUGCAACAGUUGAAGGCGCCAAAGAAGAAGCAGCUUCAAGCCACAAAGCUAAGUGUGGAGGGUCGUGGUAUGGUCAAAUACUUGUAAAUCACUGAUCUUCCUAGCACUCAAACAUACUACGGAACUGAUUGGUGGGUGGAAUUUAAAUUGAGGGUCAAAGUGAAAGUUGUAAUUGUUCGUUGUUGUGUUGAUAAAUACCAAUAAAUAUUCUUUCAUUUCAGUUUUGGAGGUACACUAGUCCCUGUCUCGAACCAUUUUCUUUAUAUCAGCUAUAUUUAUCAAUUGGGGAAGGAAAAAAAAAAUUCCUCUUUUGGGACAUUCUGGUCCGAGUUUCCCUACCUUAAUGUGUUGGAUGACCAUCAGGUUACGGUUAAAUGGCCUGGGUUGUGGGCUUGCUUUUCUUGCUUGGUCAAACCGGUCCUAUUUGGAGUUCCUAAUCCAGAAUCUUGGUUUCGUUGUUACU